Messenger RNA from Mytilinidion resinicola, 1370 nucleotides. RefSeq names its product alpha/beta-hydrolase. The record is from RefSeq and is a predicted model, not a curated record. NCBI's taxonomy places the organism in Eukaryota, Fungi, Ascomycota, Dothideomycetes, Mytilinidiales, Mytilinidiaceae. The coding region runs from base 1 to 1167 and encodes 388 amino acids. The transcript has 2 exons.
AUGGCGCGUCUGGUCUUAACUUGUUUGCUGCGUGGUUGCCACUGUCUGAAGUCCCUCGUGGCACUAUUGAAAGCCCAGACAAGAGCAUACUCUGUGUACCUUCAUAAGGUGACCCCCACAUGGUCCAAAGAUCUCAACGUCCCGGAACAGUUUGGAUUUCUGCAUAAUCAAGCUGUCCCAUUUUACAUUGACACCGAAGACGGCGUGAAACUGCAUGCAUGGCAGAUUGUCCCGUCUGGAGUCUAUGAACAGAAUCAGAAAAAUAUACUGGACCAGGGCCUGUCCGGACCGGUCAGCGAUAUUACGAAAAUCGUCAACUUCCGUCUAUUGCGAGAUGACCCAGAGGCAAGACUUGUUCUGUACAUGCACGGCACAUCCGGAACCUUAGGCUCUACAAUAAGGCCCACCUCGUACCGCAAUAUCUAUUCCGCAGCGCCAAAUAAGAUCUACAUUUUGACCUUCGACUACCGUGGCUUUGGCUUAUCAAGUGGCAUUCCUUCUGAGCGAGGCCUUUUGCUUGAUGCACUCGCAGUUGUGAAGUGGGCAACAACCACCGCUCAAAUUCCACCCGACCGGAUCGUGGCAUAUGGACAGUCCCUGGGUUCAGCAGUUUCAAUAUCGCUAGUCAAUUACUUAGCCACACAAAAUCCUUCGCUUCCAUUCGCUGGUGUUGUUAUUAGCGCAUCCUUUGCGGAUUUACCAAGUCUCACUGCAACGUAUCGAAUCGGCGGAAUUAUUCCAGUUUUGGCUCCAAUUGCAAAAAUACCGCCACUUUUCCGCUUCCUCACAAGCAGACUCCAGGACACUUGGGUGGUCAAAGACAAGAUUGCUCAGUUCAUUCGGCAUAGCAAGAAUUAUCACCUUACCCUCAUUCAUUCCGAGGAUGACAGCGAUAUUCCAGUUGCGCACGCCCAAGAAUUGCUCUGGCAUGCUGUGAAUGCCACCAGUGCAACUCCAAUCUCAUUUAAAGAGCUAGAAAAAGACAAGGCUAGAAAGAAAGUAGAUCUAGGGCCGGGUGGAUGGUAUGUUGACUGGACUACGCAGGAAGGGACGAUAAGACUACAGAUCUUGAAGUAUGGCGAACAUGACUGGCAGAUGACAUAUCAAACAACGUCUUCAGCUGUUCUUCAAGCAUUUCGGUCCAGGUAUCCAGAAUUUGCACCUUGAUUGUCAUAUCAAUGACCAUGUUUUGGUGUCAUAUGGACAGAAGAAGCGGCUGCUUACGACGCUAAUCACGAGAUGCGUGUAGAGGCCGUAGUAAACCUCUUUGCUUUUCAGCUGGUGCUGGCUCUCUACACAAAAAAGCUUUCACCAUUACAACCGCUAAAAUCUUCGAAACUUGAUCUGGCAUCAUCCCCAGGCUCUCAGAU